CGCGCUAUGAUUAAUGCUCUCAAGCGCGUCUAUUUCUAUCAUCUCCUUACCGGCUCCUCACCAUCUCGUCUGAGUCGUCUCUCCCAUGGAGUGGCAAGAACCUUUCAAAAAGGCAGUGGCGUACUUCAAACGAUCCAAGUACGGAGAAUGUCUUCGCCUGCUGAAUUACGCUCUCGAGAACGGCGGACGUGACCAGUAUGCGAUUUACGAUUCGAGAGCAGCAGUACAUGAAAAGACUUUGCGCCUUCGCGAAGCUUUACUCGAUGUUAAAGAGGCCAUCCGGUUAGCUCCCAAUCGUUGGCAAUGCUAUUCUCGUGCAGCGCGUUUGUUCCUCCUGAUACGCAAAUUCGAAGAAGCGUCCAAGAUGGUUGAUAUUGCGCUACAGAAAAUUGAUCCGUCCGACGAUAAGAACCGUGCUACGCUCGUUGCCCUUCAGUCUCAGGUCAUUGAAUCUCGAAAACGUCUUAGCUGUCACGUCGGCAUGCUUCCCGUUGAACUCCUGUCCUCCAUCUUUCAGUAUAUGGUCGAAGAAGAGCCAGUUCUCGUUAUCAAAAUAUCGCGGGUCUGUCGGCAUUGGAGAACGGUGGCAUUAGGAGAUGCCGCUCUCUGGUCGACUCUCGUCCUUUCGAAGAAAGAUCCUAAUCGGAAGAGCAAAUGUUGGAUUCAGCGCUCGAGGGGGAGAAUUCGGGAACUGUGCCUCCGUAGGACACUCUCCGAUAAAGUUGAUUGGUCUUUGGAAAAGUUGGGUGGAAUCCAGUGGGAUUAUAUUCGAACAUGCCAGUUGGAGGACAUCGAUAUCCUCAAACAGCUGGAGAAGGCAGGCGCAUUGCAUGUCAUUUCUCAGCUUGAGACGCUGGUAAUCCGGGACAAGCUGAUGGAUUCCAGAGAAGAAUUUGUUUCCUAUUUGAGUGACAAUCUCAGACACUUGACCAUUGAUGGUGCCCUGCAUGUAUGGUUGAGUGAUUUACAAGUGCAUUCCCUUGUAUCUCUUGAAACCAUCCGACUUGGAGAGCGUUUCAUUGGAGAUCUCUUCCAGCUUCUGACCAAAAAUCUGAGCUUGCAGUCGCUCGUGGUCAACUCUCCUUUCAGUGCGUUCAGCGAGUACCCUGAAGCAGCCAUUACUCUAGCACAUCUCACUGUCCUAGACUACUGUAGUGGGUCAACUCAGCUUUUCAAAUUCCUGCGGCUUCCCUCCCUCCAAGUCAUUUCAAUUCAAACUUGCGUCCAAACCAAGAAUGUUAUACAGUGUCUUUUGGACAGUGGAACCUCACAGCUCAAGUCUAUUACCUUCGACUCCUGCGCACAUUUACCAGCCUCUGAGCUAAUUCGUAUUCUCUCCACCAACCCAUUCGUCGCUUCACUCACCCUGAAGAAGUUCGGCGGCGGCACAGUAACACCCAUCUUGGACAUGCUGGGGUCAUCCGAACAGUUGUGUCCCGCACUCACUCAUCUAGACCUUUCGUCCAGCUCGGAAAUUUCGUCUCACUUACUGGUCCAGAUUGUGAGUUCCAGGAUCACAGCAGUUGUUGAAUCUUUGUUAAACCAAAACGAGGAGACGGGAAGGCCCCGCGUUGAGAAGAUACACUCUUUGAUUGUAGAUGGAUGCACCGGGAUCGACAGCGACACUAUCCCUUGGUUCUGUGAAAGGGUCCCACACUUCAGUUAUGUGACAAGACAAUGGAAUGGGAGACGGUAAGAAACAUCAAAUCAGUCCUCUUCGCAUUCUGUAUUCUUUCUUUUAUUUAGGGUUAAGUCACGAUAUGUAUUUCUAUAAUUUAACCCUCAUGUUAAAUAAUCUUCUGUAUUCAUUGCAAUAGUA
Messenger RNA from Lentinula edodes (shiitake mushroom), 1819 nucleotides. RefSeq lists its product as uncharacterized. Gene Ontology annotation, molecular function: protein binding. The coding region runs from base 86 to 1696 and encodes 536 amino acids. The record is from RefSeq and is a predicted model, not a curated record. NCBI's taxonomy places the organism in Eukaryota, Fungi, Basidiomycota, Agaricomycetes, Agaricales, Omphalotaceae. The transcript has 2 exons.